AUGAAAGGAAGACAGGGAAUUUGUGGCACGGGUUCAGCUGUUCGAAAACUGGUUGCUGAUCUGGAAGCUUGGUUUCUUUUGGAGGCUUCGCCGGGUUUGAUCAUCGAGUUCCGUGCAAGAGGAACUGUCCAGCCGGGCGAACCCGCUCCCGACUUCAAGUUGCCUGCCAGCACCGGGGGUGAGCUCUCUUUGAAAGAGCUCCUCGAAGGCAACGAGUAUCUGGUGAUGUUUUUCCGUCCCUCCAGUCGCUUCAGAGGUGGAGGCCUGGAGGAGGUCAAGUACUUCAAUCGAGCGCAGAAAGCUCUCGCAGAAAGAGGAGCGACCGUCGUCGGGAUACAGCGGGAGCCGCUCAAGGCGCUCCAAACGCAGUCGAAGGGCCUGGACCUAAACUUCCCUUUGCUCUGCGAUGUGAAGGGGGAGGUUGCGAAACUCUACGGGGCCUAUAUCGAGCUGGAAGAGCAAGGUCCUAACACAGACCGAAAGACUUUCAUCAUAGGCAAGGACGGCUUCGUCAAGACCGCUUUCGUCGCUGUCGGGUACGACGCUGACAAGUUUGCGCUUCAAAACCACGUGGCAGAUGUGGUUCGUGUUCUGGGCCCGAAGCUUGGCCUUUCCAAUCCUUCCCGAACAGUUUGCUGCAAUUUGGAUGCGAGACGUCUCGGAAACACCAAUUCCCAGUCGCGAGCUGCGGCAGACCGUAUCCAGCAAGCAAGACUUCACCCUUUCUUGUGCUGCAAAUCUAGCUCAACAUCGUGA
Messenger RNA from Symbiodinium sp. CCMP2456, 756 nucleotides. The record is from the annotation of a GenBank genome assembly. NCBI's taxonomy places the organism in Eukaryota, Dinophyceae, Suessiales, Symbiodiniaceae.